AUGGACAGCGAGAGUGGAAUCCCAAUUUUAGAUUUUCGUAAGAAAAAUGGAAUUACACUAGAAGAAGGAAGUGAAGGAUGGAAAGAAAUGAGUAAGAAAGUGAGAGAAGCAUUUGAGAGUCACGGUGUUUUUCUCUUAAAAUGCGAUGAAAUACCAAAUGAAUUACGUAAAGAAAUGUUUACAGGCAUGAAAUCUCUGUUUGAUCUACCUGAAGAGACAAAGCUGAAGUACACUGGCACAGGGAAUUAUAGAGGCUACAACAAACUUCCUGGCCUUCCUCACAGUCAUAGUUUUAGUAUCGAUGAUGCUUUUAAAUCAGAUACGACUCAAAAAUUCACUAAUCUCAUGUGGCCGGAAGGAAAUCCCACUUUUAGUGAGACACUUCUUUCUUUUUCUUCAAAAGCACGAGAAUUAAACUCGCUUAUUCUUAAAAUGGCCGCGGAGGGUUUCGGCCUUUCUGAAAAGUAUAUUUCAGAAGUUGAAGAGCUGAAUAGCAGUGCUAAUUCACGAAUGACAAAGUAUCAACUUCCGGAAGAAAACAAAGAUUCUGCUAUUACUUGUGUGCCUCACACCGACAAAGGAACCAUAACCCUUUUAUGUGAGGAUGACGUUCCAGGUUUGCAGGUGUUACAAAAAUCAGGCAAUUGGGCUGACGUGAAUUUCCCUCCAAAUAGCUUUAUUGUAAUUGUUGGUGACAUGUUACAGGCAUGGAGCAAUGGAAGAUUUAAAGCACCAAUGCAUAGAGUGGUGUUAAGAGGAAACAAAGAGAGAUUUGUAUUUAUUCUUUUUUCAGUGCCAAAGAAAGAGACUGUUAUUAAGGCACCCUCUGAGUUGAUUGAUGAAGAAGAUCAUCCUCCUGUUUACAAGCCAUUCAUGUUUGAGGAGUUUAUGGAUUUUCUUAAAAUAUAUGGCACUAAAGAGGGAGAACUCGAAGAAUUUGCUGGAUUUUAA
Messenger RNA from Lathyrus sativus (Indian pea), 951 nucleotides. Lineage: Eukaryota; Viridiplantae; Streptophyta; Magnoliopsida; Fabales; Fabaceae. The record is from the annotation of a GenBank genome assembly.